Eurytemora carolleeae is the source of this 2762-nucleotide messenger RNA. RefSeq names its product mucin-2. The record is from RefSeq and is a predicted model, not a curated record. The transcript has 4 exons. Bases 103 to 2538 code for a protein of 811 amino acids. Lineage: Eukaryota; Metazoa; Arthropoda; Copepoda; Calanoida; Temoridae. Gene Ontology annotation, biological process: regulation of chromosome segregation; regulation of mitotic nuclear division. Gene Ontology annotation, cellular component: chromosome; nucleus.
CUUGUUAAUGAUUUUAAAAUUUCUCCAGGCACUCCGAUCAAGCUCAAUGAGACCAAUUUUGACUUUAGCGCUUUCUCGUCACCCUCCAUCCCUCUUGAGCUCAUGGUUUCUCCGCUCACGUCGUCUAACAAGAAAUCCAGAAGAUCCAGUGGAAUCAGUCGACUGACUGAGGGGAACCAAACUCCUAAGGCAGAUUACACCAACGUUGUUGGAGUCAGGAACUUGAUGGCCACACCUAAGAUUCACAAAUCACCCAAAGCUGAUUACACAAACGUCAAAGGUCUGAAAAAGAUCAUGGCCACACCCAGGGUUCGUAAGUCCCCAAAAGCUGAUUACACGAACGUGAAGGGUAUAAAGAAAAUGAUGGCCACCCCCAAAGUUCAAAAAUCACCAAAAGCUGAUUACACAAAUGUGAAAGGAGUAAAGAAAAUGAUGGCCACCCCUAAAGUUCAAAAAUCACCAAAAGCUGAUUACACGAAUGUGAAAGGACUAAAGAAAAUGAUGGCCACCCCUAAAGUUCAAAAAUCACCGAAAGCUGAUUACACAAAUGUAAAAGGAGUCAAGAAAAUGAUGGCAACUCCCAAAGUACAAAAUUCUCCUAUCGCAAAUUAUACUGAUGUUCGCGGUGUGAAGAAAAUGAUGGCGACACCUAAGACCCAACGAACCCCCUUGGCAGAUUACACCAAUGUUACUGGUAUGAAGAAGCUGUUGUCCACUCCGACUCCUUUCAAUUCUCCCUUAGCGAAUUAUGCUGAUGUAUCUGGUAUGCAAGAUCUCCUCUCCACGCCUCAAACUAAUCUAUCCCCUAAGGUCUCUGCAUCUAGUAUUAAAAGAAAAGCUGAAACUUUUGAGAACUCUUCCAGUAAGAGAAGUAGGGUUGAAAUUACUACAGAGAUUACUGGAGCUGUUAGAGAUACACUGAGCACAAGCAUGGGUUCAGCCAGAGGUCAGGGUGGGAGAGGGAGAAUAGGUUCCAGUAGUAGAAGUCCAUCUAAAACUUCAAGAGGAUCUAGUGAUACUAAGGAUAUUGAGAUCCCUAAGUUUAAUCUUGAAGACCCUGUCUCCUCCACAGUACAGGAUCUUCCUGCUCCCGAGGAAGCCAAGUCUGCAAGGGGUCGCGGUAGAGCAGCCGGAAAUAUCAUCAAUGAGGAAACUAUUGAGAUUGUAGCCCCAAGACGUGGUUCAGGAAAUGUUGAUGCUAAACUGAAGAAAGGACGAACAUUUACAGCAACUAUUGAGACUCCUCAAUCUACGCCUAUUGAAGAGCCUUUAGCCAACGACGGAAGUCCAGCGUUGAAGAUGAAAACUGCUUCUCUGAAGAGAGGACAGCAAUCUAAAAUCUUACCUAAACCUGAGGUGGAAUCUGAAGAAGCUACAGCUGCAUCACCAGUCAAGGGUAGGAGAGGAAUAGGAGCAAAAACAACGCAACAAACUGCUCCUGAACUUACUCCCGUUAAGGGAAGAAGAGGAAGAGCUGCUAAAGCUGAAGUUACUCUGGAGGCAGCUGCUGAACCUUCUCCUGUCAAGGGAAGAAGAGGCAGAGCAGCUAAAGCUGAAGUUACUGUUGAAGCCGCUCCUGAAUCUACUCCUGUGAAAGCUAGAAAGGGUGGUAGAGCAGCUAAAGCUGAAGUUACUGUUGAAACCGCUCCAGAACCUAUUCCUGUGAAGGCAAGAAAAGGUAGAGCAGCUAAAGCUGACGUUACUAUUGAAGCUGCUUCUGAACCUACCCCUGUGAAGGCAAGAAAAGGUAGAGCAGCUAAAGCUGAAGUUUCUGUUGAAGCCGCUCCUGAACCUACUCCUGUGAAGGCAAGAAAAGGUAGAGCUGCUAAAGCUGAAGUUACUGUUGAAGCCGCUCCUGAACCUACUCCUGUGAAAGCUAAAAAAGGUAGAGCAGCUAAAGCUGACGUUCCGGUAAAGGCCGCCUCUGAAUCUACCCCUGUAAAGGCAAGAAGAGGUAGAGUAGCUAAAGCUGAAGUUACGGUUGAAGCUGCUCCUGAGCCUACUCCUGUAAAGGCAGAAAGUUCUGCUGAGGCUGGAGUGACUCUUGAAAUGUCUGCUGAACCAGCUCCUACUAAGGGACGACGAGGGAGAGCUCUGAAACCUGAGGCUAAUCUUGACGUUGAGGCUGAACCUACCCCUGUCAAGGGAAGAAGGGGUAGAAACAUGAAUUCAUCUGCAGACUAUGCGAAACCAACUCCUAAAGGAAAGAAGAAGGUUUAUGAUGUAACUGAGUCUACUCCUAUCGUCAAGUCUAAGAAGGGUAGAACUGAUAAGCCCGAUAUAUCUGUGGUGGAACCUACAAUAAGAACACCAGUAUCUUCUGCCAAGAAAGGUCGAGCUGCUAGUAAAGCUGCUACUGCUAAGAUUGCGAACAAUGUUGCUGAAUUAGCAAACUUAAACAAGAAGAAGAGAAGACCUAGUACACCUAAACCUCUAGAGACAAGUGAGACUAGUUCACGUGGAACUAAGCGAAAAGCUGCCUCCUCCUCUGUAGCAGGUUCAUCCCCACCCAAGCGAGCGACUAGGGCCAGGAGAUAAAUAUAUUUAUAUAUAUAAUUACCGUAUCGUCAUAGUUUCUCUUUUAGUCUGUAAAUGUUAAAAAUUUAUCGGUGUGCUUUUCAUCGAACUUUUUAAUUCUACAGAAAUAUAUUUUGUUUUAUCUUUGGAAACUUGGAAACCAUGUUUCUUGUUCUAAUAUUUUUUUAGAAAUGUCAUAAAAUAUAAACAAAAAAUUAAAUCCUAGUAUUAUGUUAUAAUUCGUU